Molecule: messenger RNA, 855 nt
Organism: Penicillium olsonii
Lineage: Eukaryota; Fungi; Ascomycota; Eurotiomycetes; Eurotiales; Aspergillaceae
Source: the annotation of a GenBank genome assembly
AUGCCUUUCUGGAGACUUUUUGUUCGCAUGUAUCAAUAUUUGAAGAGAAAGUUUACUUCGAGUGAGCCCAGUCUGUUGUCCUCCAAAUGCCUCGCGCAACCCAACAUCGCAAGAAGAUGGAAGGAGCCCGUCUCAGCCGCCCAUACAGACUUGAUAUGCCUUCUUCUCUUUUUCCUCACGGGAUUAUGCGACAGUAGCGCUUAUAAUGAGUGGUCUUGUUUUCUCGGAAUGCAAACCGGAAAUACCAUUUUUCUGGGGCUAGGAACCUCCCACCAGCCCGAGACCAGGCCAUGGGGAUGGCUCAAAUCAAUCGUUUCAAUGCUCUCAUUCUUUUUGGGAGCAGUGGCCUUCUCAAUCGGAAUGCGCGGCGCCGGCGCCCUUCGGCGCAGCACUCUAUUUCUUUCUUUCUUCGUUCAGACGCUGUUGAUUCUGAUCGCAGUCAGCCUGAUCGAGACUGAUAUCACUCCUCUUGCCUUCACCAAUUUCGACGAGGACGGAGUCCGGGACGGGGAACCACCUUUCCUCGAGCUAGUUCCAAUCAGCAUUCUUGCCUUCCAGUCAGCGGGGGGAAUGGCGUUCAGCCGUGCGCUGGGGUAUAGCGAGAUGCCGACGGUUGUCUUGACGACUGUCUACUUCGAUAUUGCGUCUGAUCCAAGGCUCACAGAUUGCACAACUGCGAACCCAAAGCGAAACCGCCGCCUCGGCGGUGUUGUUGCCCUCCUCAUCGGGGCUAUUUCCGGUGGCUGGUUGAGCAGGAGUGAUGGCGGUAUGGAGUUAUCGUUUUGGACAGCUGCCGGCUUGAAAGGUGUUGUUGCAUUUGCCUGGCUGUUCUGGAAGGCGGCGCCAAUAAGUUGA